This is a messenger RNA of Neopsephotus bourkii (Bourke's parrot), 1237 nucleotides long. Its product is annotated as cAMP-specific 3',5'-cyclic phosphodiesterase 4D-like. Lineage: Eukaryota; Metazoa; Chordata; Aves; Psittaciformes; Psittacidae. The record is from RefSeq and is a predicted model, not a curated record. Bases 637 to 930 code for a protein of 97 amino acids. The transcript has 4 exons.
CAUCUGCACUGUUGACCAUGUCAUGCAUAAAAUCAGGACAGGCACAGUGUGUAUGUGUAAUAUUCAAAGUGUUAAUGAAAGAAGGAAUUCUCUCCGGGCACAGUGGGAUGGAGCAGAUUUGGAAGGGUGCCAGCGAUGGUUUACAAUGAGAAAUUAUUAGGCUGAUCAGGAAAACCUUGGCUAGUUUUGAAGAAUGAUGGCAGUCCCUCAGGGGUGUUUCCAGUAUGUCCUGCGUGCAGUCCCCUCAGAAAGGUGUCCCUGCCCCAGUGCAGAUUUCCCAUGGGCCACUGUAUCCUCAGAGGGACACUCAGUAGAGUGAAGUGCUUCUUCUCAUCAGUCACAUCUCCUGCAGCCCCCUCCAGCCAUCCCCAGGCUGGUGCUGCAACCACCUCUGGGGCCUGCAGAGAUGCUGGCAGCCAUUAUGGAACCAGCUGGAGUGAGAGCCUUCUGUGACUGCUUCAGCAAAGUGUACAGCUGCCUCCCAUGCAAGGCAUUGCUGCUGUUCCAGCUCCUUAACCCUGCUUUUACACCCAACAGCCUACAUAAAAGAAGGAUUACGUCUGGCAUUCAGAUGGUCAAGGAAUAAAACCUCUCCUUUGAAACUUACAAACCACUUCUGAUUUAGUCACAGUCACCAUGAGCAAGAAUGCCUGUAGUGCACAUGGGAAGAGCAAAAGUGUUUCAGAAGAAGCUCUGCAUCACAGCACUGAGGAUGAAGAGUCUACCCAGGGAAUGGAGCCCUAUCUUGUGCGCAGAUUAUCAUGCCGUAACAUCCAGCUUCCACCCCUGGCUUUCAGACAGUUAGAACAGGCAGACUGGGAUAAAAAGAAUGAUACUGAUACUAUCCCAAGGCCCACGACCCUUCCACUGAGGAUUCUUCCUCUCAUUGCUAUUACAUCUCCUGAGUCCAGCAGAAUGAUGAUCUGCUGAAUUACUUAUCCAUUGCUAGCAGCAGGAAUAUGUUUCUGCUUCAUGAGUCAGAUGUGAUAAAAAAAUUAUAUGAAGAGCUAGUGACUGUCCACUGCAUCAGAAAUUCAAUCUUAGUGGACUUAAAAUAAAUCAGUGAAACUUCAUGUUUAUAUUUAAAACAGAGUACAUUUUUUUAAGCGCUAUUGUGCUGAAUUAUAACAUGAUUACUAUCAGCACUGUAGUAAGUGGUGAAUACUGCUGAGUAAAAUUUAUCAUUAUGUAACUUGUGUUUUAGCAUUGGUUCAUUUUGUGUACAGACAAUGUAAAU